ACGAUGGUGAAAGUUAGAGUAAACAGAUUUGGCUGUAUUGGGCACCUAAUUACCAGGGAUGCUUUUAACUCUGGAAAAGUGGAUAUUGUUGCCAUCAAUGACCCUUUCAUUGACCUCACCUACAUGAUCUACAUGUUCCAGUGUGAUCCUACCCACAGCAAAUUAAAUGGUACAGUCAAGGUUGAGAAUGGGAAACUUGUCAUCAAUGGAAAGCCCAUCUCCAUCUUCCAGAAGAAAGAUCCCACCAACAUCAAAUGUGAUGCUGGUGCUGAGUAUGUUGUGGAGUCCAUUCGGGUCUUCACCACCAUGGAGGAGGCUGGGGCUCACUUGAAGGGUAUCAUCUCCACUCAUUCUUCUGGUGCCCCCAUGUUUGCGAUGGGCAUGAACUAUGAGAAGUAUUACAACUCUCUCAAGAUUGUUGGCAAUACCUCUUGCAACACCAACUGCUUGGCCCCUCUGGCCAAGGUCAUCCAUGACAACUUUGGCAUCGUGGAGGGACCCAUGACCAUGGUCUAUGCCAUCACUGCCACCCAGGAGACCAUGGACGACCUCUCUGGGAAGCUGUGUCACCAUGGCCAAGGAGCUACCCAGAACAUUCUCCCUACUUCUUCUGGUGCUGCCAAGGCUGUAGGCAAGGUCAUCCCUGAGCUAAAUAGGAAGCCCACUGGCAUGGCCUUCUGUGUCCCGAUUCCCAAUGUGUCAACUGUAGGUAUGAUCUGCAGCCUAAAGAAAACUGACAAGUACAAUGACAUCAAGAAGGUGGUGAAACAGGCAUUAGAGGGCCCCCUCAAGUGCACCCUGGGUAACACUGAGGACCACUUUGUCUCCUGUGACUUUAACAUUGAUACCCACUCUUACACUUUUGAUGCUGGAGCGGGCUUUGCUCUCAAUGACCACUUUGUCAAGCAAAUUUCCUAUUAUGACAAUGAAUUUGGCUACAGCAACUGGGUGGUGGACCUUAUGGUCCACAUGGUCUCCAAGGAGUAUGAGUCCCCUGGACCACCAGCCGAAGGAGCAAAAGAGGAAGACACAGUGCCUCAGCUGCUGGAGAAUCUUUGCCCCAACUCACCCCCCCCAACAUACUGA
Messenger RNA from Prionailurus viverrinus (fishing cat), 1086 nucleotides. RefSeq names its product glyceraldehyde-3-phosphate dehydrogenase-like. Lineage: Eukaryota; Metazoa; Chordata; Mammalia; Carnivora; Felidae. The record is from RefSeq and is a predicted model, not a curated record. Gene Ontology annotation, molecular function: NAD binding; oxidoreductase activity, acting on the aldehyde or oxo group of donors, NAD or NADP as acceptor.